Penicillium paradoxum is the source of this 1662-nucleotide messenger RNA. RefSeq lists its product as uncharacterized. NCBI's taxonomy places the organism in Eukaryota, Fungi, Ascomycota, Eurotiomycetes, Eurotiales, Aspergillaceae. The coding region runs from base 1 to 1662 and encodes 553 amino acids. The transcript has 2 exons. The record is from RefSeq and is a predicted model, not a curated record.
AUGACUGGCAUAGAGGCGGCGGGUCUUGCACUUGCUGUUAUACCUCUUCUUGUUAACCAACUCGACUCCUAUGCCCUUGGCAUUGAAAAGAUCAAGAUUCUACGGCGCUACCGGCGGGAGUUUAGAGGCUAUUCGCUGGGACUGGAGACACAACGCGCGGUUUUGUUGAAUACACUGGAGAAUGCUCUCGAAGAUAUUGUUGACGACGAGGAAGAUAUAUCAAGACUCAUCAGCAACCCUCAGGGUGAAGAAUGGACAGAUGUGAAUUUGCGUACUCGUCUCCGCAGCAAACUGAGUCGAAACUACGAUGUGUUUCUGAAGAAUAUGACUGCCCUCUCGGAAUUGUUGGAAGACCUGUCUCAAAGGCUGCGAAUUGGGGGUAACGGCAAGAGUGCCAGCCCCGAUACCUGGGAUCUAUGGAAAUUCCGUAAAGUCCUCUGCAAGGCGGUUUAUGACGAUCUCUUAGCAAAGGUUGAUGCGGCAAAUACAACGCUGAAGCUCCUCGUGGACCAAAUAGACCACCGGGAAGCGAGGAAAAAGGGGGGCCAGCCCUGGAGUCCUCUUCUUCAACGUUAUCAACGGACACGCAUGCACGCAGAACGAUUACUUCGAACAAUUGUGGAGGGAAACUACUGGCGUUGUAGCUGUAUAGAACAACACUGUGUCCAACUCCAGCUCCAAACGAAUCCUCUUGAAAAUGCCAAAGACCAUUAUCACACCACUUCCCAGAGUCAUCUCCGAAUGGUAUUUUCCAACAAAAUGGCGACGCCCAGCUCUGAAAAUACAGACUGCCUGUGGUCCUGCGCGAAUGUGGUCUUCAAGCCUUCGCAGGUGCAAGAGGUUAAGGGAGCUAUUACUGCAUCUGUUCAAGUCCAGAAUAGGUCUAGAGUUCGUUUUGAUAACAGCACGCUCAUAGAGGAGCCAUUGGACAUCAAUCUUGAGCCCCCAUCUCUACCGCCGAUUCAGGAUUUUUGUUCUUCUUUGCACAAUCAUGAAACACACAUUGGUCUACAGGAAACCAUCGGGUUCAUUUGCAACCAGUUGGAUUCCUCUUCCCGAUUUACCAUGUAUGCAGUGAAAAGCCUUCCGGAGGAAGUUCUCCAGAAGCCUUUGCGGGAAGUCCUUUCGGGGAUCAGUCGGCGAGAUCGGCUUCAUAUUGCUGCCGGCCUAGCAUGUGGUGUGAUCCAGUUUUGCGGCAAUUGGCUCAAAGCGUCAUGGGAUAGCUCCGAUAUUUAUCUAGCCGCUGGUGAAGACGGCUCCAGCGUAUUGAUGGAGAACCUAUAUCUCUCAUGGCCUAUUCUUGCUCCCGGUACGAGAAGAGAGAAUUGCGAUUUUGCACGCUAUCCCGGUGUACGGAACAACCUUUUAUUGCCUCUAGGCCUCGCCUUGGUGGAACUCUCGCUAGGGAAAGACUUGAGCACGUUCUUUGCGCCGGAAGAUGAACAUCAGGACCCGCUGGUCACUAGAUUUAGGGCUGCAUCACGGCUUGUCACGCAUGUGUAUCUACAAAGUGGUGCACACUAUGCAGACGCCGUUCAUAGUUGUCUACACUGGCCCGGUGUGAGCUCACUAUGCAAUGAGGACGGAUUUACGGAAAGUGUUUUCGAAGGCAUUGUCUCUCCUAUAUUGAAGGAUUUCGUAAAUUUCGAGGGCCUCGCAUGA